CGCAACAUUCCGUCGUCAAAUCGUGUCGCGGACGACAAGAAAUCAGUUCUGCCGGGUCGUCAAAGACGUUAGGUAGACAAAGACGACGACUAUAAAACGAUAUAAUAUUAUAAUAUAAUGUACGCCGAUAAAGGUUUGGCGGUACUGUUGCUGGCGCUCUCGGCUGCCGUAGCACACAAGGAGGGGUGGCCACGGAGCAAACAGGGACGGAUUUACCGACCGAACUUGGGCCCGAGGCGGCUGAUCCAACACGUGAUGAUGCACGAGGUACAGUGGGCGAAAGUGCUGAAAGAACAAGUCAAGGUGCUUGGCGCCCCACCGUACGGCGGAAGCUUGAACUAUGAAAACGAUGAUAAAGGGCCUAUGAUUCUGCUGCCUCCGGAACCGAAGUCGGUCGUCGAGCAAGGAGAUGACGAAAAAAAAGAAAUCGCUGGUGCGAUCGCGUCUUAUACCGUCCGCGUCAUCGUCGCCACAGUGGCCAGACAUUUCAUGAGCGUCGGGUCGUUCGUCGAGUACGCUGUAGAGGCCCUGCGGCUGGCGACUUCGUGCUACACGAUGAAGCAAUCGGUGUUGCAGAUCAGCACCAUUUCGAUGAUGAUGGUCAAGGAACAUAACGUGCUGGACGUGUUGGCUGCUCUCAUAGCGCUUAAAAAGAACAUGGUCGCGUACAUUGACCUGCUUGCUUUCUGGCCAAACGACAACAUUACUGUCCUAUACAACUUCUACUGGGAGGUGGUCGACAUCAUUCAGGACGAAAGGAUAACGUCGUUGAACCAAAUCAAUUAUACGGUAAAAAUGGCCUUCGAUUUGUUUGAAAAUACCGAAUAUCUCGAAAAUGUAAUCGAUGAGCAGUGCAGUGAUAUGACAUUGAGUGAAGACGAGUUUUUCCAAGAUAUUUUUGGCGUUGCCCCGAGGCCGCCGCUGAUUGUCGAUCCGUACAUAGAUUUUUUAGUGGACUUAAAAGAUCUGAAGCGCAUGGGCUUAAAACACAUGAAGCACAUGGACCGGUACGUCAAGAAGCUGAAAAUCAACACUAUGCCCUCCCGUUUGUGGUCGUCGGUGUUCUUAGUUAAAGGAUAUCUGGAAGAGACCAGAAGCGACCUAUCUGAAACCAUCACGGAAGUUGAGAAAGAGAUGAGUGAAGAGUACCCGAAAACAGCAGAAACAAUUUCCGGACCUUCUGUAGAUAGUCGUGCAAUGGAACCGUCACCCGAAGGAUCUGAAUCAGCAGAUACUACGCCAUAAAGUGUUUAUUGAUUAAUAAUAAUAAUCGAUAAGUUUGAUUUGUGUAGUAUAGAAUUAUUUUUAUCGAUGUGUUUAAGUAUUUUAAGUGUUCGAUACCUGUCUUGUCUAGGGUAUUCGUUUAUUAUCAGAGAUAUUUAUGUUUUUUCGAUUCUCAAUCAAUUAAUAUUUGAUCAUAUUUUACAAUAAUAUAAUAUAAUAGAAUAUAAUAUACAUUCCUAAUAAUAUAUAUACUUAUGUAAUGUAAUAAAUAAUAGACUUAAGAUAAUAUACUUUUAGUAAAUUAUUAUUAUUAAAAUGCCUGCAAAUUGUUUCUCUUACUCACACUGAUACAAAAGAUAGAUUUUUAUUUGUAUAUUUUUAAAUGUUUUUUCAUAUAUUUUAACAAUAAACACAAAUCUUUCAUGUCA
This is a messenger RNA of Aphis gossypii (cotton aphid), 1652 nucleotides long. RefSeq lists its product as uncharacterized. The record is from RefSeq and is a predicted model, not a curated record. The coding region runs from base 118 to 1245 and encodes 375 amino acids. NCBI's taxonomy places the organism in Eukaryota, Metazoa, Arthropoda, Insecta, Hemiptera, Aphididae. The transcript has a single exon.